This is a messenger RNA of Cetraspora pellucida, 122 nucleotides long. The record is from the annotation of a GenBank genome assembly. Lineage: Eukaryota; Fungi; Glomeromycota; Glomeromycetes; Diversisporales; Gigasporaceae.
UAUUAAUACUAAUGCACUCUCCGACCUCAUCAAGGACCCGCUUCUUUAUAAAGUUUUCUCCAAUUGGUAUGCUAUUGAAAGCCCAUUAUUGUAUUUGCUAAAUGAAGAAAAUAAAAGUCAUG